Messenger RNA from Diachasma alloeum, 1814 nucleotides. RefSeq names its product paired box protein Pax-6 (gene toy). The transcript has 9 exons. Lineage: Eukaryota; Metazoa; Arthropoda; Insecta; Hymenoptera; Braconidae. The record is from RefSeq and is a predicted model, not a curated record. Gene Ontology annotation, molecular function: RNA polymerase II cis-regulatory region sequence-specific DNA binding; DNA-binding transcription factor activity, RNA polymerase II-specific. Gene Ontology annotation, biological process: anatomical structure development; regulation of transcription by RNA polymerase II. The coding region runs from base 1 to 1584 and encodes 527 amino acids.
AUGUUGACCGACAGUCACGUUUUUGAGAGAUUAAACUGUAUAAUUCUGAUUUUCACAGAGGAGGAUUUGAUGCACGGGGGCGGUAUUGGCGGGGGUUCUAUGGUCGGUCAGAACUCAAUAUUUGGGUGCUCGGCUGCAGGACACAGUGGGGUCAACCAGCUUGGUGGUGUUUACGUCAAUGGCCGACCAUUGCCGGAUUCAACGAGGCAAAAGAUUGUAGAAUUGGCACAUAGUGGGGCGAGACCGUGUGACAUAUCGAGGAUACUGCAAGUCAGCAAUGGUUGUGUCUCCAAAAUUCUUGGAAGAUAUUAUGAGACUGGCUCGAUAAAACCUAGGGCGAUAGGAGGCAGUAAACCGCGAGUUGCAACGACACCGGUGGUGAAUAAGAUUGCAGAUUACAAGCGUGAAUGUCCCUCGAUUUUUGCUUGGGAGAUACGGGACAGACUGCUGCAGGAGGGUGUUUGCAACAACGAUAAUAUACCUAGUGUGUCCUCGAUCAACAGGGUGCUGAGAAACUUAGCUUCCCAGAAGGAGCAACAGGCAGCGGCUGUUCAGGUACAUCAGGGUGCUGAGAGUGUUUACGAUAAGUUGAGGAUGUUCAAUGGACAGGCAACUGGAUGGCCGCCAGCGUGGUAUUCAGCUACACCCUCUCAUCAUCCACUUGCGGCUGGAAUGCCAACAACAGCGGGACCUGGAUCAGGACAGUCACUUUUACCUGGUGGACAACUUCAUGCUCGUGAUGAUCCACUCCUCAAACGUUCUGAUGCUGGAUCUCUAUUGUCCCAUCAACAGGAGACAACUUCGGACGGUAAUUCUGAACACAAUUCAUCCGGAGAUGAGGACUCGCAAGUACGACUGAGGCUGAAACGCAAACUCCAGCGCAAUCGCACGUCAUUCUCCAAUGAACAGAUAGAUGCCCUGGAAAAAGAAUUCGAGAGGACACAUUAUCCGGACGUGUUUGCACGGGAGCGUCUCGCCGAGAAGAUUGGAUUGCCUGAGGCACGUAUCCAGGUUUGGUUCAGUAAUCGUCGGGCUAAGUGGCGACGAGAGGAAAAGUUACGAAAUCAACGGCGCGCCGCUGUGGAUCAAGUGGUUGGCGGCGGCGGAGGAGGAGGAGGUAAUGGUGCGGCGCCACCUGCAGUGACACCGGCGACACCUAGGAUACCGUUGAAUGCCGGUUUCAAUGCUAUGUAUUCGUCUAUACCACAGCCGAUUGCAACAAUGCCAGAUACUUAUAGUUCGAUGACGAGUAGUCUGGGUGGGUCAAUGGGGAGCAGUUGUCUUCAGCAACGGGCUGAAGGUUAUCCAGCUUAUGUGUUUCACGAACCACUGCAUAGUCUAACGCAGUCGUACUCACACGCUCAUACGACAACAGCACACUCACAACCUCAUCGAGGCAUACCCACGUCUCAUGGAGGUACUCCAAGUACACCGGGAGGGCAACCCACUGGACCAGGAGCAACGCCUUAUCAGCCAACUACCUCCACAGCCACUGGAGUUAUAUCAGCGGGUGUGUCGGUGCCAGUGCAGAUACCAUCACAGACACCGGAUUUAGCUGGCAACUAUUGGCCCCGGCUUCAGUGAUCCCAGCUAUUCGGGUUCCCGCCCGCGAGCCUACUCGUAGGCCAGGAGAGCCCGCCUCCAGGACCACCAACACCUAAUGCGGUAUCACGACCGCUUCUUACUUCGCUCGGUCUACCACAGUCUAUGCCACCUUCAUCGACAUCUAUUACACAUAGUGGACAUCAGGCGAGUACACCUGCGACACCAGUCACUAAUUCCGAUGCCAGUGAGUGAACCAAAUGAAAAAUGAA